Messenger RNA from [Candida] anglica, 1890 nucleotides. The record is from the annotation of a GenBank genome assembly. Lineage: Eukaryota; Fungi; Ascomycota; Pichiomycetes; Serinales; Debaryomycetaceae.
AUGUUUGGUGAACGUUUAUCUGCACUUAUUGCCUCCAAAAGACCGGCUCAAUCCCCAGAAGUUGAUCCUUCUACUCUCUCCAACUACUUCAACUUUAAGGUUGAUACACCAUCAGAUCUUCGUUUUGAUGUUAACUUCGACAAGAAGGUUGUUACCGGUUCUGUUACCUACAACCUUGAAGUUGUGAAUGAAACUUCUCAAGUUGUUUUGGAUUCCUCCUUCUUAGAUAUAACUUUUGUCAAGGUUGAUGGUACAUCUGUGACAAGUUUUAAGGUACUCCCACGCAGCGAGCCACUUGGCUCUGCUAUUGAGAUCGAACUUCCAUCCAAGGUUAGCCCAGGAGCUAAACUCACUUUGGAAGUCGGCUCCUCUACCACCGACAAGUGUACUGCACUUCAAUUUAUCGACAAAGAAGCCACUGAUGGUAAGAAGGCCCCAUACCUUUUCUCUCAAUGUCAAGCCAUCCACGCCAGAAGUUUGUUUGCCUGUUUUGACACUCCAGCUUUCAAGUCCCCAUACACCAUGCAAGUCACCAGUCCAUAUCCAUCUCUCAUGUCCGGAAGACCUACUGGUACCGAAGGAAACCUUUACAAGUUCAACCAACCAAUUCCUAUCCCAGCCUACUUGGUAGCUAUUGCAUCCGGUGACAUCACUAGUGCUCCUAUUGGUCCAAGAUCUCAUGUCUACUGUGAACCUCAAAACAUUAAUGCUUGCCAACAUGAAUUUGAACAUGAUAUGGAAUCUUUCCUUCAAACCGCUGAAAAAUUGAUCUUCCCUUACGAAUGGGACCAAUAUGAUGCUCUUGUUUUGCCAGCAUCAUUCCCAUAUGGAGGUAUGGAAAAUCCAAACGUAACAUUUGCUACCCCUACCUUGAUUCUGGGAGAUAGAGCUAAUGUUGAUGUCUUGGCCCAUGAAUUGGCACAUUCUUGGUCUGGUAACUUGGUUACCAAUUGUUCUUGGGAACAUUUCUGGUUGAAUGAAGGUUGGACCGUUUACUUGGAAAGAAGAAUCCAAGGUGCCAUCCAUGGUGAACCAACCAGACAUUUCAGUGCCAUUGUUGGAUGGAGUGAUUUAGAACACUCUAUCAAGGCUAUGGGAGAUGGUGCUACCCGUUACUCUACUUUGGUUCAAAACUUGAAGGAUGGUUCUGAUCCAGAUGAUGCCUUUUCUACUGUUCCAUAUGAAAAGGGAUUCAACUUGUUAUUCCACAUUGAACAAGUUGUAGGUGGUAAGGAAGUCUUUGAUGCUUUCAUUCCUCAUUAUUUCAACACUUUCAAGUAUAAGUCUUUGGAUACUUACCAAUUCUUGGAUACCUUAUAUGCUUUCUUUGCCAAGCAAAAGGAACAACUUGACACCAUUGAUUGGGAAUCUUGGUUAUACAAGCCAGGUAUGCCACCAAUAACACCUAAAUUUGAUACCUCAUUGGCUGAUCAAUGUUAUGGAUUAGCUGACAAAUGGUAUAAUGCUGUCAAAUCUAAUGCUUCUUUCAAUGAAACUUUCUCAGCAAAUGAUAUUGUUGAUUUCAACUCUAACCAAUCAGUUGUAUUUUUGGAUACUUUAGUUUCCCUUAACAAACGUGAAGACUUUAAAUGGUCUGAAAAUCAAGAUGCAUUAAAGGCAAUGAGUGAAAUUUACAAGAGCUACUCUGAAUCUCAAAAUGCUGAAGUAUUGUUCAGAUGGUUUGUUGUUCAAGUUACUGGUCAAAACACUGUAUACUACGAUCAAUUGGGUGAAUGGUUAGGUACUGUCGGAAGAAUGAAGUUCGUUAGACCAGGUUAUGUCUUGUUAAACAAGGUUGACCAUGAACGUGCUAUUACCUACUUCCGCAAGUUUGAAUCAAGCUACCAUCCUAUUUGUAAAGCUAUGGUUAAGAAGGAUUUGGGACUUUAG